This is a messenger RNA of Dothidotthia symphoricarpi CBS 119687, 2835 nucleotides long. RefSeq lists its product as uncharacterized. The transcript is spliced from 2 exons. The record is from RefSeq and is a predicted model, not a curated record. Gene Ontology annotation, cellular component: cytoplasm. The coding region runs from base 362 to 2611 and encodes 749 amino acids. NCBI's taxonomy places the organism in Eukaryota, Fungi, Ascomycota, Dothideomycetes, Pleosporales, Dothidotthiaceae.
CUGUUGAAGCACACAAUUGGUAGCUCACGCAGUAACCACGCUACGGCAGCUGGUAUCACUACACUGCCGGUAUCUCUCAUCUCGAACACAAUGGCAAUGUUACCCUCAGACCUCAGCAAGGCAGCAAGGGGAGGCUAAACUGCUUCCGUGCAGCUGCCUGAAUGGUGCUUCACGGACCUCGUUGGGUUAGGAGGUACUUAAACAUGUAGCAAUCCGACAAGAGAAGUAUCUUCUGUAUAUACAACCCGUCUCAUUCUGAAUAUCCUCAUCCAUCCGUCUCCGUCUAAUUCUAUCAAUUUACCACUUGUCUUCCUUUCCAUCUCGUUUCGUCCUUUUACAUCAAGCAAACAACAUUUUCACCAUGAAGAUGGUCCGUAAUGCAGAGACAAUUCGUGUCACAAAUGUUGAAGAUGGAGAGAUGGUUCACCAGCGCUGCCUCCUUGUUAUUGGAGAGUACCAACAUAUCGACGAGGGCGAACAUUAUCUCUCUGUCAAGACUACCGGUGCCAAUAACAUCGAGGCCUUUCCCGAGCAGACAUGGCCCAUCGCAGCCGGCAACUUCAAGGCACUGGUCAUGCUCUCUCCAGGACUAAACAAGCUUGAGCUCACCCACCUGCGCAACGACAAUCUCGAAGCCACUGUCAAUAUCAACGUCAUGUACAUUCCACUUCUGCAGAAUCCACCUCUCCAUCUAGCCAUCAUGGUUGCGAAAGAUUCACCGUUGUUAAUCGACUGUCCUCCACACAAGGCACGUGGAAUAUCAUCCGCUCAUUCGGACCUGGACGCUGCCGUUGCCAAACUCCGCAUGACAGCGUACAUGUGGCAAGCCAUGACUGCUGAAGACUUGAGGUCCAAAGGCCUUGGGCGACGAGCGUUUCGUUUCGACGAAGAAUGGGCGCAAGACACUGUCAGUCAAGUGUUCUCGAACGCAAAACACGAUGAAUCGCUCGAUCGCGAGGGCGCAAUGCGAUCUACUGCCAAGGUACAUAUCAUCCGGUCCGAAAAGACCAUCAAGGAGAUUCGAAACGCGAGGGUUGCGCAGCAAAAUCCCAAUGCUGGACGCAAAAAUGGCUUGUUCAAGUACUUCAUGAAUGCUCUGAAUGAAGCUGGCGGCCCGUUUGAAACUUCUGCACGUCCCGUCGUGGCAGGCUUGAUCUUGGAUUCUCACUACUCCAUGUCCCAGAACAUGAUUCUCGGGCAUGCUGCAUUGGGCUGUCAUAAUCCGGAGGGAAUCUCACUAGGUAUGUUCGGCAGUCACCUCACCUACUCUUGGCCGCGCUUCAUGGAAGAGGUCACGAGCUGCUUGACGGAUGCACGAGAGCCUGGUAACAAGGUCGGCAAUGACAAUAGCGAGUGCCAUACUAUGUGGGAGGCAUGCACUGUUGGUCAGGGUGCACAUCUUCAUGAAGUCGGACAUGCUUUUGGCUCGCCGCACCGUCCGGGAAUUAUGGAAAGAGGGUAUGCCCAGGACUGGCCAAAGAACUUCGUGACCAAGACUGGAUACUGUGGUCACCUCAAAGUUCAAGGUGUCACGGUUUGCGAAGAUACGCCGAACAAUGCUCGCUGGAACCUCGUCGAUGCUCUCGCCUUCCGAUUACUCCCACAUUUUCACCUGCCUACCGACCCAGUAAUGACCGUUGAGGAGCGCAAAGCGACUCCAACAGCGGAGGCGGAGAAUGAAAGCGGCGACGAGGACGAGCUCAACACCAUUUUGGCCAUCUCGUCACUCGGUGGUAUUGCCCGAGUAUCAUUCAACGACCGCGAGGAAGCAAAGCCUACAUCUAUCGCACCAAUUGCAAAGCUCCGCUACACCCGAGGUCAACUCGAGAAGCGCUUCGAUCGCACAGAACCUCUCCACCUCAAGAUCGUCGGCUUCAACGGCCGGGAAACCACCGUGAAGGACGUAUGGAAACUCCUCGCCAUCAAAUCAUUUGUUCGCAUCCCCGGCAGUUCCAUCCGGCUCUCCAAACGCUCCGUACAAGCCAGCGAGCUAAGAGACGACGACAGAACCACCGAAUGGGCUCAACUCCUCCGGGAAAAGGGACCAGACGGCAAAAUUCACCGCGCGACGUCAAUUGACCUCCGCGUGGGCUGCAUCUGGGAUGGCGGCGUCGUCAAGUACGCAGAUGGCCACGUAUCCCACUGGGGUCCUAUGUAUUCGUACAACUCCAUCCAUCGAUUCGGCGGCCAUGCGUCAGAGAAGAUAGACCUUCCUCCCAACGUCGACAUCGAGUAUAUUGAAGUCCACGGGGGUUGUGAUUGGGGAUCCGAUGUCCUGUGUGGUGUGCGCGUUCACCUCGCAGACGGGACGGCACGGGGAGAAUUAAAUGCGCACGGUGAACCGUCGGAUGUUGUGCGUUUGGAACCUAAGGCUGGGGAGGUUGUGGUCGGGUUUUAUGGUGUGAGUGGAGGGAGCUUUUAUGGGGUUAGGGAGUUUGGCAUCCUUACUGCGCCGAGGGAGGUUGGGAUUACGGGGCUGCCGGAGCAGGCUUUUGAAUUGGCGGAGUUGAGGAAUACGGCGGCUGUUACGGAAGGGGAUGCUGAUGAGUAUCAUGAAGAGGAUGAGGAUGAGGAUGACGGUGAGGAAGAUGAGGAGGAUGAAGAUGAGUAGGUAUUCUGCACCAGCCAGAGGAAAGCUGUAGGGACUGGGAAGCGGUGUAUUUGGACUGUCAACACGCUUUCUUGAAUUCAAUCGAGCGGGAUAACUACAUCAAGGUUAGCACCAAGUCGCAGAUUCUCGGAUACGUUAAUUUCGAUCAUUCACUUCCCCCACCGCUUGACAUAUGGAAUACAGAAUUGAAGUAUAUACCAACCAUUCAAAAAAGCACAAGUCAC